AUGUUAACGUAAAUAAAAAAACUUGCAUCGCAUGUGUUUUAGAAAAUUAUAUAUUUCUUUGUUGAUUUUCAAAAAUUUGUUUAAUUACAACGCGGCUAAUUUUUAGAUUCAUUGAAUGAUUAAGAAUAAAGAAUUCUUUAUCGAUUUAAAUUUAUUUUGUGUAAAUAGUGGAAGUUAUAAGAAAUUACAUGAUUAGAAGAAACGCGGGGGGAAUUAAUUUAUUGGCGAUAAAAUAUUACUGGCUUGUUUCUUCAUUUAGAUUUUUUUCCUUGAAAAAUGCACGCAUUCCGAUAUUUUGUCUUAAAUCAUGUCACUAAGUAUUUUUAUAGGAAUUCUUCAUCUACUGCGAAAAAUAUUCCUUUGGUAAAAGUUGUAAGUGACAAGGAGGGUAUAAGAGUUUUCUUUACAUAUUUUGAUCAUCACUUUAAACUCGAAAGACCAAAGGAUGAAAAAGUAGAAGAAACAUUGACUCGCAUUAAGCUGAAAGCAGAACUUCAUCAUAAAAAAGAAAUUAUUAGACAAUACUAUUCUGCUAGCGGUAGAAGUAUACAAAAUGAUAUCUCUAAAGAAAUAGACGUCUCUUUAAUGCAAAAAGAUUCCGUAGUUGAUUGUAAUAUGCCUAAUAUUGAAGCAUGGUCUCGAGCUUCAGCAUUGAAUAUUGGCGAUAUUGUUUAUGAAGUCAGUUACAAUCCUCCUACUGUUAAAAACUUAAAUUUACCGGAAUACAUUUUAUCUGGGUGUGCAAUACGACCUCAUUUUAUUUUUGAAUGUGCCUCUCUACAAGAAUCUACCUUUACAUGGUAUCGUUCCACAGAAGCAAAUUCUAUUAAUCAGUUAAUAGAUAAUGAUGUUAUUGAGGAAAAUGGAAAGUAUUGGAAAAAAAUUCAUGAAGGUUAUAUCUACUUCACAUGUACUGAGGAUGUUGGUUGUUAUUUGAAGGUUGUUUGCACUCCAGUGCAAGAUGGUCGAAGGGGUCUGGAAUCAUCUGUUGAAUCUAAGACAGUUGUUGAAGUUGCACCUGAUAAGUUUCCAUUUGAAGAAAGGCAAGAGAACACAAAUUGCUUUUGUGAAGAUGACAGCAUCCGAUGUCUUACCUACAAUGUUUUAGCAAAGAUGUAUGUUGAAGAAAAUAAGUUUCCAUAUUCUUCAAAGAAAGCAAGAGAUACUUAUUAUCGAAAGCAAAUAUUAUUGAAAGAAUUAAUAGGGUAUAAAAGUGAUAUAAUUUGUUUGCAAGAAGUUGAAGACAGAGUAUUUGAAAGAGAUCUUGAACCAAUUUUAAAUCUUAAAGGAUAUUCUGGUUAUUAUACUAAGAAAGGUGGUCACAGAUAUGAAGGAGUUGCAACCUUUUUCCAAACUUCUAAAUUCAGGUUUAAAAGAAAAUAUGAUAUUUUAUUAAACAGAAUAGUGAAAGAAAAACACAUUUAUGGUGAAUUAUUUAGUAAAGUUGCUGGAAAUCUGAAAGAUAUGAAUAAACUACUGUCACAAAAAUCUGUACUUCAGCUAUUGUUACUUGAACACAUUCAUCUACCAGGUUAUGAACUUUUGGUAGCUAAUACACAUUUAUAUUCAAAUAAAGAUAGUCCUGAAGUGAGACUUAUUCAAGCUGCUGUUUGUACUGCUUUUAUUGAGCAUACUGUAAAUAGAAAGAAUCUGCAAUCACCUGGGAUUAUAUUUUGUGGAGAUUUUAACAGCUUGCCCCAUUCCCCAACAUACAAUUUUUUAAUGUCUGGAAAAUAUGAAUGCAGUGCAAAUUGGAAUAGAAGCUCUGAUGCAAAUGGUGACACAGUACUUGAACAUAAUUUACGCUUAGAUAGUGCCUGUGGGACACCUGAAUAUACAAAUUACACUGCAGAAUUUAAAGGCUGUCUAGAUUACAUUUUUUAUAAUAAAGACAUUUUGAAAGUAACUGAUGUUGUACCAAUGCCAAGGCAUGAACAAGUCAUAGCUCAAAAAGCGUUACCAAGUGAAUAUUUUCCAUCUGAUCAUAUAGCUUUAAUAUGUACUAUGCAAUGGAAGAAAUCUUAGCAUUUUAAUAAAUUAUUAUUAUUAUUAAGUUGUUGUAUAUUUAUAU
Argiope bruennichi is the source of this 2071-nucleotide messenger RNA. Its product is annotated as 2',5'-phosphodiesterase 12-like. Gene Ontology annotation, biological process: nuclear-transcribed mRNA catabolic process, deadenylation-dependent decay. Gene Ontology annotation, molecular function: 3'-5'-RNA exonuclease activity. Gene Ontology annotation, cellular component: mitochondrion. NCBI's taxonomy places the organism in Eukaryota, Metazoa, Arthropoda, Arachnida, Araneae, Araneidae. The transcript has 7 exons. The record is from RefSeq and is a predicted model, not a curated record. Bases 277 to 2025 code for a protein of 582 amino acids.